AUGUCGUGGAUGGACUCGUGGAGCCGCCCCUCCAAGUCACAGUCGACUCCAGUGCCAUUCUACCUUCUCCCUGGCGGGGAGCACACGCCUUAUUGCCACUCGUGCGGGAGGGUAAUCGGUGCGCGGAAGACGCACGCCGCAGCCAGCGCCGGGUCCGAGGGGCCCAAGUACUGCUCCGCACGAUGCAGGGGCCAUAGGCCGGGCAAGCUGGACCGGGAGAUCGAGGCCAUGUUCGUCCGCGCCCUGGCUGGAGAGCUUGAGGCCGGAGAAGACGGCGGCCGUGGGAGGGGCACGGCGGUCAAGCCUUCAGCGGGACAGAGGAAAGGGAAGAAAGCCAAGGGCGACCAAAGAGUCCUUAUUGCAUGCAGCACGGUGGAGGAUGCUGUGUUCACCGGCGGCCGCGAUGCUGAUGAUGGGUCCGCGCGGUCAGAUACCCCGGAGCCCGGGAUAGCGCCCCGGGAUGACAGCGCCGUGAGCUCGGCUGCGCAGCCUCUGGACCUACCCCUCGAAGAUGUCGAAGCCUUCUCGAGCUUCUCCGCACCAAAUACCGGGUACGUCGACGGCGACGUACUCGCCCGCAUGGCCAUCCGCAGCGGGACGCGGGUGCGGCCGCCGCAGGACGUCUCGGAAGUCAACGGGAGCGUCGGCGGGGAGAAAGGACGGGCGGAACGGCUGGAGGAGAACGAGGAGAUGCUGGAGAAGAGGCGGGCCGGACAGCGGCGGGCCAAGGAGAGGGAGAUGGUCAAGUGUGCGGCCAGGCGGGGGGUGGUUUUCGGGUUCCUGGUCGGGGAUGGAAAUCAACAGGGGGAGCAGGGCAGACGCAAGUGUGAGGCUGUCAUGAGUGGCAAGGUCGUCGAGCCGAGUUUUGCCAAGGGGGACUGGGCGGUUAGGUGGAGGGAGUAG
This is a messenger RNA of Neoarthrinium moseri, 903 nucleotides long. RefSeq lists its product as uncharacterized. NCBI's taxonomy places the organism in Eukaryota, Fungi, Ascomycota, Sordariomycetes, Amphisphaeriales, Apiosporaceae. The transcript has a single exon. The record is from RefSeq and is a predicted model, not a curated record. Bases 1 to 903 code for a protein of 300 amino acids.